Molecule: messenger RNA, 2121 nt
Organism: Galendromus occidentalis (western predatory mite)
Lineage: Eukaryota; Metazoa; Arthropoda; Arachnida; Mesostigmata; Phytoseiidae
Product: RNA-binding protein 25-like
Biological process (GO): regulation of alternative mRNA splicing, via spliceosome
Cellular component (GO): spliceosomal complex
Molecular function (GO): mRNA binding
Source: RefSeq, a predicted model, not a curated record
AUGUCAUUCCCGGGAUCGCGCGGCCCACCUCCGCCACCUCUCGGUGGCGUACCUCUGAUUCCCGCUCCUGGAUAUCCGAUGCCACAACCCGUAUUAGGACUCCCAGUGAUGGGACCUCCAGGCGUCCCGGUUGUCGGAAUGCCUGGCGGUUUGCCGCCGGGUUUACCCCCUGCGAUACCUCCGGCAGUGAAUUCUCAAGAACGUAGACCUCGCGUGCCCUAUUCGAAACCUCCUCCGAAAAAUCUCAAUCAGCAAUCUUCGACUGAUGAAAAAGUCUCCACCAUAACCGUUUUUGUUGGAAAUAUCACCGAACGCGCAACUGAUAACCUGGUCCGAGCUGUACUCGCCAAGUGCGGGUACAUAGCGAAUUGGAAGCGAGCCCAUGGCGCUAACGGAAUUCUCCAGGGCUUCGGAUUCUGUGAAUUCUCAGAGCCCGAUGCCGCCAUGAGAGCCAUACGAUUGCUCAACGAUAUGGAGAUCGGAGACAAGAACCUUAUGGUCAAAGCCGAUUCUAAAACGAAGGAAAUGCUUUCGAAAUAUGACGAGGAACGUCGAUCAGCCGUUGGCAACGGGAGCGCCGAUGAUUAUGUUGAGCUGACCAAGAAGGUGGAUCGAGAGGUCUUGGAUCAAAUCGAACAGCUCCUGAAAGUUCACGCAGCAGAACUCAAGCAGAAGAGCGGCAUCGACAAGGAGAAAGCGGACAAGGACAAAGACCGUGGUCAGAGGAAUAACCGAGUUUUGAUACAAGAAUCCAUGGAUGACAUGGAGCUUGACGAAGAGAAAAAGAGUCUCAUCACGCGGGAGAUCGACAAAUUCCGGGACGCCUACAAAAAAGAAGAAGAGGAGAGCGGGAGCCGUAAAGACGAGAAAAGAAAACGGAGUCCAUCGCCUAGCAACGGGACCCGGAAAAGGGAACGCGAGCGACGGCGAAGCAGGAGUCCUAGGCCGCGAUCACCUAGACGCACACCGGAAAGAUCGAGACGAUCACCCGAUGGACGACCAUCCGACAGAAAAAGCCGAGAGCAAAGACCGAACAGUGUAGACGACGAUGAAAGAUACCAGAAGGAACUCCGAGAGAAAGCGAAGGAACGCGAGAGAGAGUACAUGAGGAUAGAGAGGGAGAAACGACGGGAAGAUAAGAAUGUGCUCGAUGAAAGCGAAGAGGAAGAGUUGCAAGAGAGAAAGCGUAACGAGAAACGACUCCGAGAGAAGGAAGCCAAUUAUCAGGAUCACCUCAAACAAUGGGAGGCGAGAGAGAAACGACGUGCCAAGGAGUACCUCAAAGAGAAGGAGAGAGAAGAAGAGCGCCUGAUCGAAGAACAGAAAGAAGCUCGACGCUUACGCGAAUUCUUCGAAGAUUACGACGAUGAACGGGACGAUCCUCGUUUCUACAGCGGAGCCUCCCUCCAAAGACGGAUGCGGGAGCGCGAGCGAGAAAGCGAAUGGGAUCUACGAGAUCGCCAACGCGAGCGAGAAGAGUUCGAUGAACUGAAACGAAGACUGGCGCAAGAGGGUCACCCGGACCCCGAGGGCGAAGCCCAGCGGCAGCUCAGCCACAGCCAGCGCAAGCGAAUGACCACGAUCAGAUCGAUGCCGAGUUCGAAAAAUCAUCCCGCCGAGGAAGAACGCGCUGCGCGCGAGCAACGUGAAGCGAAGGAGAAAACGAAGGAAGACAAGCUCCGACACAUCAAGACUUUGGUGGAGAAAAUUCCAUCUAACAAAGAGGAGUUGUUCGCUUACGAUCUCGAUCGCAGUUUGGUGGAUGAAACUUUGAUGGAGAGACGUGUUCGUCCCUGGAUAAACAAAAAAAUAGUCGAGUAUAUCGGUGAAGAAGAGGCAACUCUGGUGGACUUCAUUUGCACGAAAAUAAUCGCCGGGGCCGACGCUAAAAGUCUCCUUGGGGAUGUCUCUAUAGUGUUAGAUGUCGAGGCGGAAAAUUUCGUAGUCAAAAUGUGGAGGCUUUUGAUAUACGAAGUAGAGGCGAAGAAAGUGUCAUUAGAGGGCGCGACGGGCUGAGCACCUGCAGCCGGGUCAUCGCCGUCUCACUGGAACCCCUCCACGAGCUUCUCGUAGGAUUGAGACUUCCAGAUAAGCUGGAUCGCUUAGGACCUAGACAGGUCC